AUGCACAUAGCAAACCUGAAAAUCAUGUCCGACUCGGUUCUUCAAAUCCUUUUCCUUCUGGUUUCCCUCACGGCACAAGCAUCAGGAGCUGCACCUGAACUUGCAAGGCCCAACUGUGCUGAAAGAUGCGGGAACGUCACCAUUCCCUUCCCCUUCGGAAUAGGAGCCAGGUGUUUCUUGGAUAACUGGCACGAGAUCGUCUGCCAGCAAAACAACACGCUUCCCAUUCUAAAGAAGAUUGGGUUGCGCGUCCUCGACAUUUCACUCCCCUCUUACAGAGAUUCCAGGAACGGCAUGAUUAGGGUCAGUAUUCCGGCAGUUUACUCAAAUGCAAGCUGCGGGGCCAACAGGAUUGGUAUGCCGGUGAGCCUCGAAGGAAGUCCGUUUGUCUUCUCCCAGAUGAGGAACGUCUUUGCGUCAGUUGGUUGCAACACCCUGGCAAUUUUGAAUAGUACCGGAUCAGCUGUUGUUGGUUGCAGGUCGAAAUGUGACAUUAGCCGGUAUAAUGAUUGUUCCGGGGGGGACGGAUGCUGCCGGACCUCGCUCCCCUUGAGCCUACUGGGCUUUAAUGUGGAAUUCCAAGAGGAAGGCGAACAUCAGGGGUGCCAGUACGCUUUCCUGGCAGAUAGAUCAUGGUUCUUUAUGUCUAAAUUCGCAGAUUUAGAUGAUUUGAGACAGAAUAAUCCUUUUCCAGUGGUGUUGGAAUGGGGAAUUGCAAACAAUACCGAAUAUGCACAUGAGCUUAUGCGGCAAGAUUAUCCGCCUUCCUCCUGUGAUACGUGCGACCUCUUCUUCGACAUCCUGUGUCCGGAUGGAAUUGGAAUGCCAUUUACGCAGUGCUAUUGCCAACGGGGGUAUCGUGGUAACCCAUAUCUUAUUGGAGGAUGCCAAGGUAACUUACUUGAUGUUAUCACAGUGAAGUGGCUUGUUCAUUUCCAGAUUUGUCCCUAUAAUGAAUGUGUGAUCAAAUCGGGAGGCCAUGACUGUGUCCUUGGUAGAAAGACAGUUAAAUUCAUUCUUAUCGGGGUUGGGGCAGGCCUUGGGGCUCUACUUUUGUGUCUUUUCCUAUGGAGGUUGUACAAAUACAUCAAGAAGAGAAAAGAAAUCAAGCUCAAAGAGAAGCACUUCAAACGCAAUGGCGGUCUUUUGUUGGAAAGUGAGCUAUCUUCACCAGAAGGCAAUGUUGAGAAAAGCAAGUUGUUCAACUCCAAGGAUUUAGGGAAGGCCACUGACAAUUUCAACGAGGAUAGGAUACUCGGGCAAGGUGGACAAGGUACUGUUUACAAGGGAAUGUUAGCAGAUGGAAAAAUAGUUGCGAUUAAGAAAUCGAAAGUGAUAGACGAGGGAAAAGUCGAACAGUUCAUAAAUGAAGUCCUCAUUCUCUCACAAAUCAACCAUAGGAAUGUGGUUAAGUUAUUGGGGUGCUGCUUGGAGACAGAAAUCCCGCUUCUAGUAUAUGAGUUUAUACCAAAUGGAACUUUGUAUGACUAUCUGCAUGACCCAAAUGAAGAGGUUCCUGUAUCGUGGGACACCCGUCUACGAAUUGCAAUGGAAAUCGCAGGAGCCUUAUUCUACUUGCAUUCAGCAGCCUCUAUUCCCAUCUAUCAUCGAGAUAUCAAGUCCAACAAUAUCCUCUUGGAUGAGAAAUAUCAAGCAAAAGUGGCAGAUUUCGGUACUUCCAAGUCGGUUUCCCUCGAUCAAACUCAUGUAACUACGGUGGUGCAAGGGACUGCCGGCUACGUAGAUCCGGAGUAUUUCCAAUCAAGUCAAUAUACAGACAAAAGUGAUGUGUACAGCUUCGGAGUUGUCCUCGUUGAACUCUUAACGGGACAAGAGCCGAUCUCAUCAGUGAGGGAACGAGAAGGAAAAAGCCUUGCAACCUAUUUCAUAGAUUCAAUGGAGGAGAAUCGCUUGUUCGACAUUGUCGAUGCUCAAGUUUUGAAAGAAGGUAAGAAGGAAGAGAUUGCAUCAAUCGCUAACCUUGCGAAAAGGUGCUUGAACUUGAAUGGGAGGAGCAGGCCUAAAAUGAAAGAAGUGGCAAUGGAGUUGGAGGGGAUAAGGAAGCUCCAAAAUGCCGUGGGUAUUCCGCUAAAUCAAGAGGACCGUGAGGCAACUGAUACUUAUGCUGCUGUUUUGAAAGCUAGCACGUCACUCCACGCGGAUGCCAUUGCAUUUUCAGAUGCACAGCCAUUCUUGCCUGUUGCGACAUGGUGA
This is a messenger RNA of Rhodamnia argentea, 2214 nucleotides long. RefSeq names its product wall-associated receptor kinase-like 1. NCBI's taxonomy places the organism in Eukaryota, Viridiplantae, Streptophyta, Magnoliopsida, Myrtales, Myrtaceae. Gene Ontology annotation, biological process: cell surface receptor signaling pathway; protein phosphorylation. The coding region runs from base 1 to 2214 and encodes 737 amino acids. Gene Ontology annotation, cellular component: plasma membrane. The record is from RefSeq and is a predicted model, not a curated record. The transcript has 3 exons. Gene Ontology annotation, molecular function: protein serine/threonine kinase activity; polysaccharide binding; ATP binding.